CUGCUGCUCAUGCUUGCUUCUGACAAGUCAGAUCCACAAAAACCAACACCAUGGUGCAUCUGAGUUCUGCUGAAGCGGGGAAAAUCCAGGGUGUGUGGGACAAGGUGAACAUUGAAGAAAUCGGUGGUGAGGCCCUGGCAAGGCUGCUGAUUGUCUACCCAUGGACCCAGAGGUAUUUUGGAUCCUUUGGAGAUCUGUCCUCGGCUGAUGCUAUAUUACACAACCCUAAGGUGAAAGCCCACGGCAAGAAGGUGCUGAAUUCUUUUAGUGAAGGCCUGAAACACCUGGACAACCUCAAGGGCACUUUUAGCAGUCUGAGUGAGCUGCACUGUGACAAGCUGCACGUGGAUCCUGAGAACUUCAAACUCCUGGGCAAUGAGAUAGUGAUUGUGCUGUCCCGCCACUUUGGCAAGGAUUUCACUAUAGAAACACAGGCUGCCUUUCAGAAAGUGGUGGCUGGAGUAGCUAACGCUCUGGCCCACAAAUACCACUGAGAACUUGGCCUGGUUCCUGGUGACCACUGGAAGACUCUAUUUCCUAGAGCCUAUCUUCUGGACAUUGGGAAACAAUGCCCAUCCUCCAGGGUAUAUAUUCUGCUUAAUAAAGAAUUAGCUGAAGCUCAUCA
Castor canadensis (American beaver) is the source of this 625-nucleotide messenger RNA. RefSeq names its product hemoglobin subunit beta-like. NCBI's taxonomy places the organism in Eukaryota, Metazoa, Chordata, Mammalia, Rodentia, Castoridae. The record is from RefSeq and is a predicted model, not a curated record. Gene Ontology annotation, biological process: hydrogen peroxide catabolic process; oxygen transport. Gene Ontology annotation, molecular function: oxygen carrier activity; oxygen binding; hemoglobin alpha binding. Gene Ontology annotation, cellular component: blood microparticle; hemoglobin complex; haptoglobin-hemoglobin complex.